Messenger RNA from Carassius carassius (crucian carp), 1447 nucleotides. It is a transcript of the gene tm6sf2a, whose product is annotated as transmembrane 6 superfamily member 2a. Bases 178 to 1308 code for a protein of 376 amino acids. Gene Ontology annotation, cellular component: endoplasmic reticulum-Golgi intermediate compartment membrane; endoplasmic reticulum membrane. The record is from RefSeq and is a predicted model, not a curated record. Gene Ontology annotation, biological process: lipid homeostasis; regulation of lipid metabolic process. Lineage: Eukaryota; Metazoa; Chordata; Actinopteri; Cypriniformes; Cyprinidae. The transcript is spliced from 10 exons.
CCAUCAUCAUCAUCAGUGCUGAGUGAACGACACGACACACAGCCACACAGAUAUUGAACUGAAUGGCUUUUUCAUAGCUAUUUAUUGUUGUUUUUGUUUAUAUAUAUAUAUCGCUAGUGUAUUUUUGCUAGAGUAGAGCUCAGCUGAUUUCAUAUUUGUGGAUUCCUGAUUUCUCAAAUGGAUUUUCCUCCAGAGAUCAGUGUUUUUAUUCUGUCUCUGGCAGCACCUUUUAUUCUCUACACAAUCAACAAUGUGUCCUUCCUGCAAGAUCCACAGGUUAUACUGGCAAUAGGGAUAAUGGUUCUUACAACGAUAUUUCUCCUGGCAAACCUCAGCAUCAAGAGUCAAAAAUCCACCGACCCUCUCUUCUACGUGUUUGCGGUGUUUUCCUUCACCUCUGUUAUCAGCAUCACCAAUGCACUGCAGCACACCGGAUUUAUCAAGGGCUUCAUGGACUUUUAUAUAAACAAGGGGGAGCCGUACCUGAGCACAGCACACUGCAUCAUGAUGAGCUUCUGGGACGGAGUCCUUCACUACGCUCUGCUCCUCGUCAUGGUCCACCGCAUGACUGCAGGCAAGCCGUUUCGCAGUUUGGGUCUUUUAUGGGCCGGAUCCAUGAUCGCCAGUCAGAUCGUCUUAAUCGCAGGCAUUGUAGUCGGUAAAUAUGGAAAAAACCUCAUCCCCGCUUUCUGGAGAAACGCCCCUUCUCUGGUUUUAACCGUAUGGGCGGCGGCAAAGCUCUUCAAUAGGCCGAGAGAGCUGUCAAUCAUUCCUGCAGACAAGGUGGAGGCGGAGCAGAAGAAAGCGCUGCUGUUUCGUCCCAAAGAUCUGCUGCUUACGCUGGGCCUCAUAGGAAGCAUCAUCUUCACUGCCUUCAGAGGCUUUGUUGCUCUCGAAUGUUCUCUGGAUUUCUGUUUUACUUAUAUCUUCCAGUACGAGCCGUACAUGAAAGACAGCGUGGGCUUUCCAAAAGUCACGAUGCUGGUGUUCCUCUUCUAUGUUUUGCCGAUCCUGACGGCGUGUGUUUAUGGGCUUCACGCUCCUGGAUGCACAUGGAUGUUGGACUGGACUCUGGUUCUUGCAGGAGCUGUAGCUCAGAUGCAGUGGACUCACCUGGGCUCAUCUGUUCACUCGCGCACACCCUUCACCUACAGGAUCCCCAGAGACGAGUGGAGGCAGGUGGUCACGCUGAACCUGCUAUACACAGCCGUGCCCGUCCUCCUCGCCGUCCGCUGCUACAUGGACCAGACCUUCUUCAUGAGGAGCGUUCCUCAGGAGCAGGCCAGCAACGGCAAGAAGAAGAAUUAAAACAUGCUCAUGCAUGCCUCCUCUUACUGGACAGUGAAGCGUUUCAGAAGAGAGACACUGUUAAAACGUGCAGGGAUUAUUUGAUAAAGCAUCAAUGUAUCUGUAUCUGCUAAUAUUAGUGAUUUUGAAAUGUUCAGCA